AUGCUCUCCUUGUCUGAUCACGACUUGGUUUUCAUCUUUGGUCUUUUAGGUAACGUUGUGUCGUUCAUGGUGUUCUUGGCGCCCUUGCCAACGUUCUACAGGAUAUGGAAGGGCAAAUCGUCGGAAGGGUUUCAAUCCAUCCCAUACGUGGUUGCACUGCUGAGCGCAAUGCUGCUGCUGUAUUAUGGUUUCCUAAAGAGCAACGCCAUCCUGAUCAUCACCAUCAACGCCAUCGGAUGCGCCAUAGAACUCGCUUACCUCAUCCUCUACCUCACCUUUGCUACCAGGAAGCAGAAGAUUUGGACUGUGGGGAUGAUGGGGAUAUUCAACGUGGGGGGGUUUGGGCUGACGCUCGUAAUUUCCAUAUUGGGAGUGAAGGAAUGGGAGCGCGUUCACGCCGUUGGAUGGAUCUGCGCCAUUUUCAACAUCGCCGUCUUCGCUGCUCCCCUGAGCAUCAUGAGGAGGGUCAUCAAAACCAAAAGCGUGGAGUAUAUGCCCUUUACUCUGUCCUUGUCUCUGACGCUGUGCGCCGCCACCUGGUUUUUCUACGGCUUCUUCGACAAAGAUUACUACAUCAUGGUGCCGAAUGUGGUGGGAUUCAUGUUUGGAGCGGCUCAGAUGGGGUUAUACAUCGCGUACAAGGACGCCAACAAGAAGGACUCCCAAUCCAAAAGCAUGCCGCCGGCGCCGCCUCAGCUCCCCGACGUCGUCUGACCUCUUAAUUAAAUAGCUCCUCCCCUCCCCUUCUCUUCUUUCUUUUCUCA
Messenger RNA from Neltuma alba, 764 nucleotides. Its product is annotated as bidirectional sugar transporter NEC1-like. The record is from RefSeq and is a predicted model, not a curated record. Gene Ontology annotation, molecular function: sugar transmembrane transporter activity. Gene Ontology annotation, cellular component: membrane. NCBI's taxonomy places the organism in Eukaryota, Viridiplantae, Streptophyta, Magnoliopsida, Fabales, Fabaceae. Gene Ontology annotation, biological process: carbohydrate transport. The coding region runs from base 1 to 714 and encodes 237 amino acids. The transcript has 6 exons.